Molecule: messenger RNA, 1483 nt
Organism: Nematostella vectensis (starlet sea anemone)
Lineage: Eukaryota; Metazoa; Cnidaria; Anthozoa; Actiniaria; Edwardsiidae
Product: beta-1,4-galactosyltransferase 4
Exons: 7
Coding region: 64-1365 (433 amino acids)
Biological process (GO): carbohydrate metabolic process
Molecular function (GO): glycosyltransferase activity
Source: RefSeq, a predicted model, not a curated record
CACACACUAAAAGAGUUUCCUGAAUUAAUCAAGAUUCUAGGCCUUGUCUAUCACUACACUAAAAUGCACUUAAUGAGAAUUUUCUACGUUUUGGUUUUUUUCGGAACAAUCGCAUACUUUUUCUUAUACGGUAUAAUCACCAACAAAAUUCCUAUUAUUACAAUUCAUUUCGAAAAGGAAUUUGAGAUUCAGAGGCAACCGAUUGAAAACAAACCUAAACCAUGUACGAGUGGACAGGAAGAAAAUGCUGAAAUAUCAAGUAAAGAUGUUGAGACUGUAAAGCCAACGUCGAAGAAAAAUGUAAAUUUUAAAGACGAUUACGGCGAAACGGUUACGAACGAGUUUUGGGAUUUUUUGGAAAAUUUUAAAAAGAACAAGAGCGAAAUGAAGCUUGCGAUGAAUCCAACGAAACAAGAAUCAGAACCCACUAAGCAAGAUAGUGAGUACGAAAGCAGUCGGCAAACCGACUCAAAAACAUUGGUUUCCCUUAUUGAGGGAUUAGAUAACGAGUUAGGAGAUGCGCCUGUUGAAUUAAAAGAGCUUGAAAAAUGUAUAUACCCUAAGCGAGUUGGGCGUCUCUAUUUUAACAAGUGGGAGAGAUUUACCAUGAGUCAAAUUGAAGAUGAACUAAAAUUUGUCAACAAAGGGGGGAAAUGGAAACCGGAAACGUGUCAAGCUAAGAGCAAGGUGGCGAUUGUUAUACCAUUCCGAGAUCGCCAGGAGCAUCUCGUCACAUUUCUACGUCACAUGCAUCGAUUUAUGAAAUGGCAGCUACUGGAUUACAGGAUAUUUAUAAUUGAACAGCUUGACAGCAUGCCGUUCAAUCGUGGAAUGUUGAUGAAUGUCGGAUUCCAGGAAGCCAUGAAGGCCGAUAUCUACGACUGUGCGAUAUUUCACGAUAUCGACCUUAUACCCGAGGACGACAGAAACGACUAUAGUUGCCCAUCAUCGCCGCGUCAUAUGUCAACAGCCGUAGAUACCAUGAAAUACAAGUUGGGCUACAAGAAGCUCUUUGGUGGCGUCGAGGCAUUCUGGCCUGAGCACUACAGAAAAGUCAACGGAUUCCCAAAUCGCUACUGGGGAUGGGGUGGGGAAGAUGACGAUCUGUAUGUAAGAAUUGUUGAGCACUCCCUGACUCUAACCCGACCAGCUCACCAGAUUGGUCGAUACACGAUGUUAAAACAUGGACAUAAAAAGUCGGACAAAAACCCGGACAGACAUGCGCAGCUGCAACAAAGCCAGACGCACUUGAAGACUGACGGCCUCUCGGUUCUAAAGUAUGAUGUCAUAUCCUCUAUGGAGCAUCCGCUGUACACCAUGAUCGGCGUCAAGCUUGGCGAGAAAAGAUGGUCGCUGUUUGGUUGACAACUCAGAAUAAUAGAAAAAUAUUUAUCAUUUGGUUGUUUUGUUGGCCAACUCCGAGUGGAUUUUUUGCUGUACUAAUAAUUAUUAAAUUAAAAAGAAUAAACACAGGUUCUGUCAA